AUUAAAGAAGCUGCUUGAACAGGAAAAAAACUACCAAGCUCGCAAGGACAAAGAACACACCAAGCGCCUCAAUAAGCUAAGAGAAGAACUUGUUAAGCUCAAGUCAUUUGCACUUAUGCUGGUGGACGAACGGCAGCUGCACAUCGAGCAACUCGAUCAGCAAACCCAGAAAAUACAAAACCUCACCCAGAAAUUGAGAGAAGAAGACGACAAGUUUAAGGUCUUAAAUUCCAAAGCGAAAGAAGAUGGGCAGAAAUUAAUAAAGCUGGAGGCUGAGCUUGAGUACAAGACAGCCUCCUAUUCUCAAGAGCAUGAGGAGAUGACUGCUAAAUUUGCUAACCAAGAGUCACACAAUAAGCAGCUCAGGCUUAAGCUAGCGGGCUUAUCCAACAAAAUUGAGGAGCUGGAAGAAACCAACAAAGGCCUUCAAAAGACUGAAGAGGAACUUCAGGAGUUGAGAGACAAGAUAGCCCAAGGGGAAUGUGGGAAUUCCAGCUUAAUGGCUGAGGUGGAAAACCUUCGCAAGCGUGUGCUUGAAAUGGAAGGCAAAGAUGAGGAGAUCACCAAAACGGAAUCUCAGUGCAAAGAGUUGAAAAAGAAAUUGCAAGAGGAGGAACACCAGAGUAAGGAACUGAGGCUUGAAGUCGAGAAACUGCAGAAGAGGAUGUCAGAUCUUGAGAAGCUGGAAGAAGCUUUCAGCAGAAGCAAAUCGGAAUGCACCCAGCUGCGUUUGAACUUGGAGAAGGAAAAGAGUUUAACGAAAGAUCUGAUCAAUGAGUUGGAAGUAGUGAAGAUUCGGAUAAAAGACUUGGAGGUUUCAGAAACCAAGCUGGAAAAGGCAGAAUUGAUCCUAAAAGACGACCUGACGAAGCUGAAGUCGUUUACCGUCAUGCUGGUGGAUGAAAGGAAAAACAUGGCGGAUAAAAUAAAGCAGGAAGAGAGGAAAAUGGAAUGCCUGAAUAGGAACUUUAAAGUGGAGCAAAGCAAAGUGAUGGAGGUGACCGAAAAGCUAAUUGAGGAAAGUAAAAAAUUUUUGAAGCUGAAAUCUGAAAUGGAGGAAGAAGUGUCCAAUCUGACUAAAGAAAAGGACGAGUUAAUCAACAAGUUAAAAGGUGAAGAAGGGAAGUCACUGCAGCUGAGCUGUACGGUGGAUCUGUUAAAGAAAAGAAUGGAUGGUAUAGAGGAGGUGGAAAGAGAAAUUGCCAGAGGUCGAGUUAGAAAAGGACCAGAAGAUAACAAGAUCAAAGAACUAACAGUUGAAAUAGAAAAACUGAAAAACCGUCUCAAGCAGUUAGAGGUGGUUGAGGGAGAUCUGAUGAAAACCGAGGAUGAAUACGAUCAGCUGGAGCAAAAAUUUAGGACCGAGCAGGACAAAGCUAAUCUUCUUUCCCAACAGCUGGAAGAAAUGAAGCUCCAGAUUGCUAAAAAUAAAGCAAUAGAGAAGGGAGAGGCGGUGAGUCAAGAAGCUGAGCUGAGGCAAAGGUUCCGGGUGGAAGAAACUAAAUGCAGGGACUUGACAGCAGAAGUCCUGGCUCUUAAAGAAAAAAUCCACGAGCUGAUGAACAAAGAAGACCAGCUUUCCCAGCUCCAAGUAGAUUAUUCAGUCCUCCAGCAAAGGUUUCUGGAAGAAGAAAGGAAAAACCAAGCCAUGGGACAGGAGGUGCUGAAUUUGACAAAAGAGCUCGAGUUGUCUAAGCGCUACAGUCGCGUCCUGAGGCCCAGCACGAAUGGCAGAAGGAUGGUUGAUGUACCCGUGACAUCGACUGGGGUACAAACUGAUAUGAUGAAUGGUGAAACGGCAGAGGAAGAAACACCUGCUGUGUUCAUUAGGAAAUCCUUUCAGGAGGAGAACCACAUCAUGAGCAACCUUCGGCAGGUUGGGCUCAAGAAGCCCAGUGACAGGUCGUCGGUUCUUAACAGGUAUCCCCCAGCUGCAAAUGAGCUGACCAUGAGAAAAUCUUGGAUUCCUUGGAUGAAAAAAAGAGACAACGGUUGUCAGCCAACUCAAGACAGAGGAGCCAGGAUUCAAACCAGCCCUGAGCGUCCUGGGGAAGUGGUUCUUUCUCCAAAACAAGGGCAGCCUCUUCAUAUUCGGGUGACACCAGAUCACGAAAACAGUACAGCCACUUUGGAAAUCACUAGCCCAACAGCCGAAGAUUUCUUCUCAAGUACCACUGUUAUCCCUACCCUAGGAAAUCAGAAACCCAGGAUCACCAUAAUUCCUUCUCCUAAUGUCAUGUCCCAAAAAGGGAAAAGUGGUGAGAGCUCAAUGGGUCCAGAGAGAGCAAUGUCACCAGUGACUCUAACGACUUUCUCCAGAGAGAAAUCUGUAGAGAGUGAGAUGUCACCGUUCAUGGAGAGGCCCAUGUCCCCAAUUCAGAUCAUGACCUUAUCUACCUCUGCAGCACCCACAGAAAUUACUGUGUCCCCUGAGUCACAGGACAUGACCAUGGGGAGAGCUGUGUUUAGAGUGACGCCAGAGAAACAAACUGUCCCGACUCCGGUCCGACAGUACAAUCCAAACGCAAACAUUAUAACAACGGAGGACAAUAAAAUCCACAUCCACUUAGGGACUCAGUUUAAACGCUCAGCUAGCGCUGCUCAAGAAGGAAUGAGCCCUGUAAUUACUGUCAGGCCUAUGAAUGUAAUGUCAGAAAAGGAGAAUUUGACCGGGACUGUCCUUCGGUCCCCCAGGAAUAAUGUAUCCUCAAGAUCUGGAGCAAGCAAAGUGACCAGCACCAUUACUAUUACUCCAGUUACUACUUCAUCCACACGAGGAACACAGUCAGUGACAGGACAGGAUGGGUCAUCCCAGAGACCUACACCGACCCGAAUCCCUGUAUCUAAAGGUAUGAAAGCUGGGAAGCCAAUUGUGCCGACCCCUGGAUCAGGAAAUCAGACCAAAUUCGAGCCUCGUGCCGAGACUCAGUCUAUGAAAAUAGAACUGAAGAAGUCUUCAGCCAAUAGCUCUUCCUCCCUUGCUGGGGGGAAGGGCUGAGGGCAGUGUCUCAGGGGGUAUGUUAUGCAGGUUUUACUGCUACCAUGGAAAUAAGCCCUGCUCGUGUGGUUUUUAGUGUUGGCAUGUACUAAUGACACCUGCUGAAGCUGUCACAUGAACUAAUGCAUGCGUGUCUUACCUACUGAAUGUAGUCAUCCCCUCCCUUUCCUCCUCAGUUGAGUUAAAAACUCACAGAUCAGCCUGGUUCAGCCACUUCCACAAAGGAGCUACUGAUUAACAUGUUCAAACACCUCCCUCUUAAUUAUAAAAUGGUUUUUCUUAUAACCCCCUUUUUUUGGUAUGUGUUAUGUAAUCAUUUGAGACUGUCAGGACAUCUCAAUGAGUGGUUUGCCAGAAACAGAGCGGAGUUGACUGUUUAAUUGCAGCGCAUUAGAAAAAGCGUAUUGUUUGUUCCUUCAGUCCUUAUGUUUCUCAGAUAAAAACUUGCAAUAAGAAAUACCCCUGUUAGUGAUUUAGUAGAACUUAAAAACCUGAUAAAGAGCCAGCCUUUAAUAGUUUUCCUCCUUCUCAAGCGAGACUGAAUUGAGGGAUCAUUAAAAUCAUUUAAAAUUCUCACUCAGGUAAAUGAAUGACAUAUCAGGCAGUAAUCUCGAACUUUUGACAAGAUUCUGAAACAAACUGGGGCUGUGUUAAAUACCAGCCAUUUUGAAUCAGAGUCACAUCCUGUGUCUAGAACAGGGAAAGAGUGGACGGUGUUUUCUUGACUGUGUUUCUUCUGUCUGUAUUGAUUUUUUUAAAAAAAUGCUUUGGUCUUGUUUUUGAAAGCAUGUUUUAAAAAUAAGAGAUCUCUAAAAAUAUGCUGACUUCAGUUAUGAAGGAAGCUUUCUUAAAAGCAAGCUAAUGGAACAAAAACGUCUAGUUUUUUGGUGGCAAAGUCUUUGAUACCAAAUUCCUUCCCUUCUUCCCCUCUCUUCCAAUUGGAUAAUCUGUUAAAAUUCAGCAAGAGAUUUCUUAAGAUUCUGGACUAGAGAGAAAUGUAAUAAAAAUUCAUCUUCCUGCAACCAUAACCAUUUAAAAAUGAAAUGGUUAUAUUGGCUAAAACAUAACAAAUGGAUUUGUUCAUUAGAAGACUGGUGGGAACAUCUGAAGGGAAAGAGAUUAAGUUGUUUGAAAGAACAAUCUAUAAAACAAAAGUAGCCAUCCCUCAGGGGUUCUAAGUAAAAUAUGAAUAAACAAAUGAAUCAUAACUGAAAUGGUGCCAUAAAUGAUAAGUCUUUCACAAAUUGGAAGGAAGUUAUUGGAAGAAGAUAGCUACAUUUUCUUCCCCAUUAGAAAGUUUAUGUACUGAAAUGUUUUCAAACAUUUCAAAUUCCAGAUGAAUAAUACAUUAGUUACAAGCGGCAAAAAAAAUUUUUUUAAAGCAGUUCUUCAGGGACUGAACCCUCAUUUUUCAAACUACACAGAGAUCUAAAAUGUCAUCAAUAAAAGAUCACAACGAGAGUGCAAUUUUUUAAAAGUAAGAUGAGAUGUUGAUAUUUCAGUUGAGUCUGAUAUAUUGGAUGUCCCCUCAGUCUGAUGCCUGAUUCAUUGAACCUCAAAUUCCUUAUAUUGCCUUAACUCCAUCGGUAAAGGGUUUCUACACAGAGCUGGCAUUUGAGUUCUGUGCUGUCCCACUUUGUUCCAGAAAUGCUGUUUUCUUUGGACAAUCAACCCUAAUUGGAACUUCUGCAUUUCAAUGAGCAUUACUGGAUUUCUAAGGGACUUGGAGGCAGGCUGUUCUGCUGGUUGCUGAAACUCUUGUGCCCUUCCAGCCUACAAAUGUUGAAUAGAUUUCACAAGCAACCUUAUCAGCACAGGCAUCUGAAUUCUUUGUGGCAGUUUCUUAAAUUCACAAUCUGUGAUUUACAGCAACAAACCUUGUUUCUGUUGAUUGUUCAUGCUUAGAUAAUGCCAAAUACUUUUUCCUGUCCUAUUUCCCAGCCCCCAGCUUCUUGUAGUUGGGAAUAGUAGCAUAAAAUGAUACAUACUGUACAUGCACAUCACAGUAUUUGGGACAAGGAACAUUGUUCAAAGUGCAGAAAAGGAAUGAGAAAUAGUAAGCAUAAGGAACAAAGACACAAGGAAGGAGAAAAAAAGAAAUAUAAUUACAUUUAAUUAAUAGCAACAGAAUUCUCUGUACUCACUUUGUUUCUACUACAUUCACUGCUUGUUUAAACUUCUCCCCUGUUCCUGAGAAUCUUAUCAAUUCCAACCACAAUGUUCUUAAUUGCUCUCUUUUCCUUAACCCAUUCACUUUCUCUUCACCUAUUUGUUUUGCAACUCAGUCCCUGCCUCUCAUUUUCUGUGGGUGACCAAACCAUCUCUUUCUAAUUCUUCUAUACUGCUCAUGCUCUUUUGUAUUAAAGUCACAGUCAUCCAGCACCCCCAAAUAGCUCCUGCCCAUUCAGCUUACUUUUUAAAUUUAUCCUUACUUGCACAACCCUCACUUCCAUAUAACAACUUAGGUAGAAGAAUUUUGUUUCUUUCAACAAACAUUCUUCCACACCUUAAAUUAUUUUUCAGCCAAUACUUAACACAACUUAAAAUAUCUGUCUUCAUUUCCCCAAUUUUGAAAACAUUCCACCAAAGGAUAUAAAGUCAUUUACUUACUCUUACUUGGUUUAAACAAGGUUCAAAUUGCCCCCAUUAAAAAUCAAAUUGCCCCCCUGUGGGGCUUGGGCCUCAUAUUGGGAACCGCUGUCCUAGACGAAUACCUUUCAUGUGUUACGUGCAAUAAUUCACUCCACUUUUUUCCAUCAAGCACAAGUACUUUAGUAUUUUAUUAAUUAAUCGGGGAAACUAUAGUACCUUUUCCUUGUUACCUAACUAAUAUUUCCUGAAAAUCAGUUGAGCUCUUAGUCAACAGCAUGGCUUCAUUUGCAUACAUAAGUAUAUGGGUAUUAUUGUUUCCAAUCACCCCUCUUUUUUCACUAAAAUGCAGCAGUGCAGGGUACUUCAGCUGACUGCAGUUCUGCAGUUCGGCUGUUCAAAUCUCACC
This is a messenger RNA of Thamnophis sirtalis, 5996 nucleotides long. Lineage: Eukaryota; Metazoa; Chordata; Lepidosauria; Squamata; Natricidae. The record is from RefSeq and is a predicted model, not a curated record.